Molecule: messenger RNA, 3133 nt
Organism: Octopus bimaculoides (California two-spot octopus)
Lineage: Eukaryota; Metazoa; Mollusca; Cephalopoda; Octopoda; Octopodidae
Biological process (GO): regulation of transcription by RNA polymerase II
Cellular component (GO): nucleus
Molecular function (GO): DNA-binding transcription activator activity, RNA polymerase II-specific; RNA polymerase II cis-regulatory region sequence-specific DNA binding
Source: RefSeq, a predicted model, not a curated record
ACGCAUGCGCAUUGAAACGUGAUUCCUAAUUGAUAUUGACUUCCGGUUCAAUGUCCUUUCAAUGAAUUUCUUUUAAUCAGCUGAUAAUAAUAAAUCCAUUUAGAAUUCUUAGAAUCCAGAUCUCGACUACCACUUUAUACACACAUAUAUAAACAACACGAUCCUUUAUAAGACAUUUGCAACAUCAGAUGACAGAAGAAGCAUCCUCAAUAUCUACCACAUUUGAAAGACUAAGCGAAAAUAUUAUAUAAAAGAGAUGUAUAACAUUGUUUCUACAAAUCUGUGGAAGAAUUCCUGUGAAACAUUUGCUCUAAAAUAUUGAUAUUAACCAAAUUUCUCAACAUCACUGACUAGUAUGUCAAGAACUGGAGCGUAUGUAUCACUAAAACUUGGAUAAAUUUACAGACGUUUUGCUGAACAAAGACUACACUAGAGGGAAAUCCUGUAGUAGAAGUGUAUGUAAGGAAUAAAGUAUAAAAACAAAAGCAAGAAAAAUAUAUUGACUGGGAUUUGAGAGAAAAAGUAAAAGAAAAGAGAGAAAAUUAUAGAAUUGAUUUUUCCUCUUAACACAUGAGAAAAGAGAUGACCUCAUAUGAUUGUGAUAUCUGUAGAAAGUCCUUCUCUCGAAAAAGUAACCUAAUUAUGCACAAACAUAUUCAUACAGGAGAGAAACCAUAUUGUUGUGAUAUCUGUGGUAAACCAUUCUCUCGAAAUAGUAGCUUAUCUAGACACAAAUACAUUCAUACGGGAGAGAAACCAUAUCAUUGUGAUACCUGUGGUAAAUCAUUCUCUAGCAGUAGUCACUUAUCAAGACACAAAUAUAUUCAUACUGGAGAGAAGCCAUAUCACUGUGAUAUCUGUGGUAAAUCAUUCUCUGAUAAUGGUACCUUAAGAAAACACAUACGAAUUCAUACAGGAGAGAAGCCCUACCACUGUGAUAUCUGUGGUAAAUCAUUCUCUCAAAUUAGUCCGUUAACUGCACACAAACGUAUUCAUACAGGAGAGAAACUUUUUCAUUGUGACAUCUGUGGUAAAUCAUUCUCUAGAAGUGGUCACUUAUCUACACAUAAAUAUAUUCAUACAGGAGAGACACCCCAUCAUUGCGAUAUUUGUGGUAAAUCAUUCUCUCAAAAUGGUGACUUAACAAGACACAUACGUAUCCAUACAGGAGAGAAACCGUAUCAUUGUGAUGUCUGUGGUAAAUCAUUCUCUCAAAAUAGUGAGUUAACAAGACACAAACAUAUUCAUACAGGAGAGAAGCCAUAUCGUUGUAAUAUCUGUGGUAAAUCAUUUUCUGAAAAUAGUGCUGUUACAAAACAUGUACGUACUCAUACAGGAGAGAAACCAUAUCACUGUGAUAUCUGUGGUAAAUCAUUUUCUCGAAGUAGUAACUUAACAAAACACGUACGUAUUCAUACAGGAGAGAAGCCAUAUCACUGUGAUAUCUGUGGUAAAUCAUUCUCUCAAAAUAAUGACUUACAUACACACAAACGUAUUCAUACAGGAGAGAAGCCAUAUCAUUGUGAUAUCUGUGGUAAAUCUUUCACUUACAAUAGUGACAUAACUAGACACAAACUCAGUCAUACAGGUGAGAAACCAUAUGAUUGUGAUAUCUGCGGUAAAUCAUUCUCUCGAAGUAUUCACCUAUCUGUACACAAACGUAUUCAUACAGGAGAGAAACCAUAUCAUUGUGAUGUCUGUAGUAAAUCAUUCUCUCAAAGUUAUGCUUUAAAGAGACACGAACGUAUUCAUACAGGAGAGAAGCCAAAUUACUGUGAGAUCUGUGGUAAAUCAUUUUCUGAAAGUUUCAAUUUAUCUGUACACAAACGUACUCAUACGGGAGAGAAGCCAUAUCACUGUGAUAUCUGUGGUAAAUCAUUCUCUGAAAACAGUGCCUUACCAAGGCACAAACGCAUUCAUACAGGAGAGAAACCAUAUCAUUGUGAUUACUGUGGUAAGUCAUUCCCGCAAAGCAAUGCCUUAACUUCACACAGGCGUGUUCAUACAGGUGAGAAGCCAUAUUGUGAUAUUUGUGGUAAAUCAUUCUCUCAAAGUAGUUCAUUAACACAACACAAGCGUAUUCAUACAGGAGAGAAGCCAUAUCACUGUGAUAUCUGUGGUAAAUUAUUUUCUCAAAAUAGUGCCUUAACUGCACACAAACGUAUUCACACAGGAGAGAAACCCUAUCAUUGUGACAUUUGUGGUAAUACAUUCUCUGUAAGUAGUUCGUUAACACAACACAAACGUAUUCAUACAGGUGAGAAACCAUAUUGUGAUAUCUGUGGUAAAUCAUUCUCUGAAAGUAGUUCAUUAACACAACACAAACGUAUUCAUACGGGAGAGAAGCCAUAUAAUUGUGGUAUUUGUGGUAAAUCAUUCUCUCAAAAUAGUGCCUUAACUACACACAAACGUAUCCAUACAGGAGAGAAACCGUAUCAUUGUGAUGUUUGUGGUAAAUCCUUCUAUCAAAAUUGUAACUUAACAAAACACAAACAUAUUCAUACGAGAGAGAAAGGAAAAGGGUAGAGAUUUUUUGUUUUGUUGUUUCAAUAUUCACCUCCCACUCAUAUUUAUUUCCCAUAAUGUAAGGACCUCUAUACCAAAUCCACUUCUCCUGAUAACCCUACACAUUAUUCUUUCUUGAAUAUCGCAUCCUGUAAUUACAGCAUAUUUCCUGUUUAUUGUAUUUUAAAUGGUUCACUCAUUAAUUAUGUUACACAAUAACAUAAAUUAUUAAUUUUUUAUGCUCAGGAAUAUUGUAAAGUUGUCAAAUAUAUACAGAAAAAAUGACCCCCAAAUACAAAAGAGAAGAAAGCACAAAAGAAGAACGUGUGACAUAAGUGUAGUUUAGUGCCCCACAUCAGGCUGAUUCCUUGUUAGUUUCUGAAUAAUGUUUUCUUUAAAUUAAACUUUGCAGAGAUAGGUUUUGAAUUAUCCAAAUUAUGAUGAUUUUCAUUAAACUGAGAAGCGUUUGGGAGAUUUCUCACUAUCCUUUGUCAACUCUGUUCCACUUUGAUAAACUUAUCCACUUCUUCUACAUGUGAGGUUAAAUUCAGUUCAGCCUAGAUAACCUAUAAAAUAUCUUUUGUUACUCUGACCUAGCUUAGCUAAGAAAUUUUUAUAAGAACGGAAC